Messenger RNA from Haemonchus placei, 654 nucleotides. The record is from the annotation of a GenBank genome assembly. NCBI's taxonomy places the organism in Eukaryota, Metazoa, Nematoda, Chromadorea, Rhabditida, Trichostrongylidae.
AUGACGUCUGAUAUUGUUGGCACCGCUGGACGAGCUGUUAUUCCAGGAGAUUCCCUCUACAGUACGAAAGAAGGUUAUCAAUGUGGACGUGGAGUUUAUGAAUUGCGUGGAUACAUUCGAGCCGCACGUGUCGGAUACGUCUUCCUUACCGAGGAGGUGGACGCAAGUGGUAACAAAACAGCAAAAGUUGUCGAAGUUUUGAAUCACGAUGGCUCGUUUACGUAUCAGGUUCCAUUCAUUGGGGCUGUAGUUACAGCAAAAGUUGUGGAAAUUAGCGACAAGAAUGCAAAGUGUGCAGUGCUUCGCAUAGAGGACACAAAUUUGCCGGAAGGAAUUUCGUUCAGUGCCCUUAUUCGAAAGGAAGAUAUGCGAACAGAUGUGAAACUGGACCAGUUCAAAGUGCGAGAUUGCAUGCUCCCUGGAGACUACGUGAUUGCAAGCGUCAUUUCAACUGGAGAUUCGUACUAUUUACUAUCGACCGCCGAGAGCAGAUUAGGAGUUGUAGCAGUCAAAAGUCCCAACAAGAAUGUGUGGCUACCGCCCAACUGUAGCGAAGUGCAGAAUUUAGGACCACGUAAGAUAGCUCUCAUACCGAACACCUUACCUAAGUCUUCGGACAUUUUGCAAACGGUUAAUGACACUCGAAAUCAAUAA